This is a messenger RNA of Neoarthrinium moseri, 1251 nucleotides long. RefSeq lists its product as uncharacterized. The transcript has a single exon. Bases 1 to 1251 code for a protein of 416 amino acids. Lineage: Eukaryota; Fungi; Ascomycota; Sordariomycetes; Amphisphaeriales; Apiosporaceae. The record is from RefSeq and is a predicted model, not a curated record.
AUGUCUCACAAAGUGGCGCCCUCCCUUCAUAGGCGAUUCUUUGCAUCACGGUCGCGUAUAUUUCUAUGCCUUGUGGCCAUUGCGGCUACUUUUAUGCUACUGAACCACCUCUUCAAACGUCGUGAAGUCUAUACUCUUGCACAGCGAAUAUCGCAUCCGCUCGCUGUCGUCGAGGAUCCUAGCCAGUCACAAUCAGUCCUUGCCGAUAUAGCAUCACCCCAUGAUCCAGAACCUCCUUCUGAACCUACUCGUCUGUUAUGUCAGUCUCUUCAAGGCUUGGACGACAUCUUUCUGGUAGUGAGGACUGGUGCUAGCGAGGCUCUGCAGAAACUUACCGUGCAUUUCAACACCACUUUGCGCUGUUUACCAGAAGAUUCCUACGGAAUCUGGUCCGACCUCGAAGAGACUAUUCAUGGCCAUUACGUCGGUGAUGCCUUAAACGGAGUCAGUCCUGGUGUUGUUGAUCAGCAUCCCGAUUUCGACUAUUAUAAGCAGUUGAAGGAAAACGGACGAGAGGCAUUCUCGGCGGAAGAGAUUGCAGCAUGGGCAUCUGCCCCAAAUUCAGGCAGUGGAAAGAAUACUCCAGGCUGGAAACUAGACAAGUGGAAAUUCCUACCGCUAGCCAAAAAAGCGUACCAACAGCGGCCGGAUGCGAAGUGGUUCAUCUUUACGGAAUGUGAUGGAUACAUAAAUUGGACCUCGUUUAUGUAUUGGCUGUCCCGUCACGACCCGUCAAUGCCCUAUGCAGGGCAGUUGAUGAUUAUUGAAGAUGUCGAGUUUGCUUACGGCGGGGCCAGCUUUGUCAUCUCCAACGCAGCCAUGAAAUCUGUUACUGAACGAUACAUGGCUGAGAUAGACAUGUACGAGGAUUACACCGGCCAUCACUGGGCAGGCGACUGUGUACUCGGCAAGGCUUUGAAGGAUGUUGGGGUUGAUUUCACUCAGGCAUGGCCAACAUUUUACAGCGAAAGUCCCUUCGAUAUGGACUACAACUCGUCCGUCACAGGGCCAGACUCGCAUCUGUGGUGCUACCAUGCCAUGACCUGGCAUCAUCUAUCCCCUUCCGAUAUAGAGGAGCUCUCCUCAUUCGAGGAAAAAUGGAAUCUAGAGGUGAUUUUCCACUCUAUAAGCUUGGAGAAAGUACCAAAUCAGACUAACCAAUUGGCAGCACUCGACUUUAUUACGUCAUGCAGAUGUCUUCCGCCACUUGGUGAUGCCGAGGCUCAGAGCGCAAGCGGAUGGAUGGGAUAA